Gongylonema pulchrum is the source of this 267-nucleotide messenger RNA. Lineage: Eukaryota; Metazoa; Nematoda; Chromadorea; Rhabditida; Gongylonematidae. The record is from the annotation of a GenBank genome assembly.
AUGGUUGAUGUACCUGUUGAUGUUAUUCUGUCUGUGCCAAUGUUCCUCCGAGCAUACCUCCUCUGUAGAUUUAUGGUCUUGCACAGCAAACAGUUUCAAGAUGCAGCAACACGUUCAAUCGCAGCAUUAAAUCGGAUAUCGAUGGAUUUUCGAUUUGUGAUCAAAACGAUGAUGGCUGACCAUCCGCUUAGAGUACUUGUCGUAUUCACCGUAUCCUUCUGGAUAUGUAUGUCCUGGAUGUUUACACAGUGUGAAAGGUACCCAUAA